AUGUCAUUCUGCUCAUUUCUCUCGAGAAUCGUCAUCUUCAUCAUGAAUCUGGCCCAACUGGUUUGUCCGCUCACCCAUCUCUCCCGGUCCAUUCGAGAUCUUUCAGUUGGUGGCACUCGCCGUCAUCGCCCUCGCCCUCUGGAUCCGAUUCGAUAAGAGCUUCGAGUCGGAGAUCAGAGCCAACAUUCUGAGGGACACGGACGCGGAACCGCUGGCGGGGGUCAAGUCGGACAUCCGAACGGGCAUCAUCGUCGCCUUCUGGGUCAUCAUCGGGUUCGCCAUCGCCAAUGUCGUCAUCGGCUUCGUCGGGGUCAUCGGAGCAGUCAUCAGGAGCAAGUACCUUCUGGUGAGCAUCUUCCCCUCUCUUUCCCUUUCUCAAAUCUCUCCUUCAGGCUCCGUAUCUUCUCUCCAUGAUCAUCCUUUUCCUUCUGGAAAUCGCCGUCGGAAUAACGACGCUCGUGAAGAGAAAGUCCGUGCGAAGGACCGUUAAGGAGUACGUAUUCGACGCGUACAACAUGAACUCGCAGUCCGACAUCGACGCGUUCACAUUCAGAGUGAGUUCUUCCUCCAGAUCCCCCCUCCCAUUCCAUGUCUUUCUUUAGUACAAUUGCUGCGGAGCCGAGAAUCUGCCCAACCUUUCGUGCUUCGCGGGUCAGCCCACUUGCUCCUCGGCCGUCUGGGACCGUCUCGACUUCACCAUGAUGAUAUUCGGAAUCGUGAUGCUCAUCAUUGUCGUCCUCCAAAUUCUCACCGCCCUCGUCACGGUACCCAUCAUAAUCGACAAGAAAAGGGAAAGUUCAUACUAUCAACAAUAA
Molecule: messenger RNA, 815 nt
Organism: Caenorhabditis sp. 36 PRJEB53466
Lineage: Eukaryota; Metazoa; Nematoda; Chromadorea; Rhabditida; Rhabditidae
Source: the annotation of a GenBank genome assembly